Molecule: messenger RNA, 2681 nt
Organism: Ilex paraguariensis (yerba mate)
Lineage: Eukaryota; Viridiplantae; Streptophyta; Magnoliopsida; Aquifoliales; Aquifoliaceae
Source: the annotation of a GenBank genome assembly
UGAGAUGAAAAUUGAGGAUUUGGAAUUGGAAUCCACUGUCGAAGUCAUUGCUGAUUCUGCGAAACUGAAUCGGACGUCUUCAAGGAGACUUCGUUCAUGUUUUGGAUAGAGUUCAGUAGAAAUGGUUCUGAGGAUUUGGAAUCCACCCACUAUCAAACUCCAAAAACACAAAUUGCUGAUUUUGCGAAUCUGAAUCGGACGUUUUUCAGGGAAAGUUCUUCGUCUGGAAAGAGAAUUCAUACAAAAAUAGAACAGAAAUGGUUCCGACAAAAUCCAAACCCCAGUUGUCGACGGCCACUGUUCGAGAGAGUGAAGAAGAUAAAAUCGAAAUUGCUCAGAGAAAAAGCACCGACCCAGUCCACCACUGGGCGUUCCUGGAUGAAAUUGAUGCUCCAAUGUGGGCUGAUCUCACUCUAGAAGCCAAGUCCACUUUCCAAGAUAAGGAUGAUGAGUGGUUCCACAUAAUCCAUCCGUUUCAUCAAUGUUCCUCACGCCAGUUAAUUUCUGCAUUUCAUCACAUUGGCGAAGGGUUCAAAAACUCGGAGAUUGGCAACCAGGGACCCUCUUCUCCAGAGCUUCCACCCUCAGUCUCAAGAUCUAGAGGUAAAUAUCACAGAAACAAGGAAUGUGGACAGCAUAAUCGCAGGGUAACUUCAAAUAAAAGCCACCUGGUCAAGAAAUUAUGCAGUAAAUCGUCAGGGGUGAAUGCAGGAUCUGGUAAGGAAGUAAAACUCAAAUCAAGCUAUAGGACUUCUAAAGGAAAAGCUGGCUUAGAAGUUAGUUCAGUUGGUGUAAGCAGUUUAGCUGAAACUAAGGGACCUAGAAAUCAAUGGGAUCCAAAACCCCGGUCAAGUUCUUUAGCUAUUAGGAGCAAUUCAACUAGCACCAUUGCAUCUGAAAGCAGUUUAACUGAAACUGCUGGACCUAAUUUCUCCGAACCGAUACUCAGUUGUGGGGAUUCAAGAGUCUAUUCAGGUGCCUUAGCCAUUAAGGAAGACAAAAACAAUUCGACAAGUACCAUUACAUCUGAAAGUAGUGAUCAACAUCAGCAGAAUUCCUUGGAGGUAUCUAGUCAUUUAUUUGGGCGCACCAGUGGGCUCUUGUCAACUCUAAAGAUUAGUCUUAGAAAAAGUUGUGUUACGAGACAGGCGUCAAGGGUGGAGAUCAAUGGUGGGAGGAAAUCAGAGGGCCGCAGGUCUUAUUCAAGUAAAUCCAGUGUUGGUUCCUCUUCAAACCCAGGUUAUGAUGUUGAGAACCAGACAUUUGCAGCAAAACAAAUUAGGGAUCAAACCCCAGAUAGUAAAAAUGCUGUGACAAUUUCUCGAGCAUUGAAGCAGAAAGUGCAGCUCCCAGAUGUUUGUAAGGCACCCCCUUUCCAAGCUAACAAUAUGACUUUAAGUUCGAAAUCCCAAGAUGAAACUAUUGUUCCAAAGUCCACAAAUGGGGAGACUGCAAAAUCAAAGGUUCAGAAUCACACUGUACGUCCCAGAGUCUUGGUACGACGUAGUGUCAAUAAACACGAUCCAUUGCCUGCUGUCACAAAAGCUAAGGACAAAAUGGGAGUGGAUUGUGGUAAGAGAUUAGCAGGUGGUGGUAAAGAGAAUGCAGUAGGGAGAUUGUCUGUGACUCAGAAGUCCAGCAUGAGAGAGAAGGUUGCUGAAGGCGUUGUAAUGAAACGAAAUGUACCACAAAAGAGUGACAGAACAAAACCGAUUGGCCCAAAGGUACACAUGUCUACCAUCGCUAUUGAGGCCUGGAGUAUUGUUGUUCAUUAGCUUGCUACCAACUCACUACAUAAUUUUGUUAGGGAUCAUACAUGGCAUUCUUGUGCUGUAUGCUUUUUGAGAACCCAUGUUCCUUGACUGUCUUUGCAUGCAAUAACAUAUCCCCUGUCAUUGCAGUUUUGCUUUUAGUUACACACUCAUUUGCAGCCUUAGUACAUUAUUUGAACGCAAUUACUUGAAUAUAUAGACUACUUUACACAUAACACGUCAAGCCUUGAACAUCUUGUCGUAUUAUAGGCUUGUGCAUUAUAUGUUUCUAUCUUGAAAUUUAAGUUUCAGUGCAUUUUGAAUUGAGAUCUGAUUUUUUAAGACUUUGUGGGCAGGAAAAAAUUAAUGGUGUAAGUGAAGGAAAGAAAUCUACAAAUGUGGUUCAGAAGGUCUACCUUCGAUAGGAGAGAAAUGGUGCACCAUUGGUAUGCGUAGUGUAAAUCCAACCCUUUUUUCCCUUAAAUUGUUUCCAUAUGCUGGAGUGAUGCUGGAGGAAACAAGACAAAAAUUUUGAUUUUGGGAAUUCAUGUCAAUUUUGCUUUUUGUGGUGUUGACGACCUCUGAUGCUGACAAGUUCUUCCCACCCUUUGUACUACAGUUUUUGCUUUUGGUGUUGGCCUUACUAUUGAUCUCCCUACGUUGAUUAUGGACUAGAUGAUUCUGGUUAUUGAGAAUAAGAAACCUUAACUGCCUUUUGCUAUUUUGGUGACUAAUCUGUGUCGAAACAAAGGUAUUGUUGCCGAUUCAACAUGAACUAGAGUGGAGGGAUUGGCACAUUCGUUGAAGAAAACCUACGGGGGAACAGCAAGGAGUUCAGCAGGAGACUUGCUAUAGAAAGUCCUUUUUGGUAUGGAGCAUGAAGCACCCAUUCUCUGUGAAAAACUUGAAUGCGAGAUAACAUUUCACGGU